Ziziphus jujuba (common jujube) is the source of this 1547-nucleotide messenger RNA. RefSeq lists its product as uncharacterized. The record is from RefSeq and is a predicted model, not a curated record. Bases 39 to 1046 code for a protein of 335 amino acids. Lineage: Eukaryota; Viridiplantae; Streptophyta; Magnoliopsida; Rosales; Rhamnaceae. The transcript is spliced from 10 exons.
AGAUAUGUUGGAUUGGACACCCAAAACAAUUAUCCGCCAUGGAUACCCUUCUGAGGUCUGGGUGGUGGUGUAUCACCAUCACCAGCUCUACCCGCUCUCCAUACCCCAGAACUCAUUCCAUUAUUCCUCGUCCUCCCAAACCACAUUCCACCAGACUUCUAGAAGCAGGACCACGAGCAGUGCGUGAAAGUGCAGAGGAGAAUGUUCUGCAAACAUUCUUCAGAGAGAGGCAAUUGAAUGGGGAUUUUAUAUCAAAAGCUUCAGAUAUCUUAUGGCAGAGGGAGGUCAUGAAGUUUGUUGAUGCUGAUGCUGGAACACUUGCUGACAGUUCUCAACAACCAGAGCAGGUCAUGGCAAAUGAUAAUGAUGGAGGAUUUCUGAAACUGUCAAAAACCCAGGAGUGGGUUUUAGGUGACAACUCUGCACCAGUAAACAAGAAAGCUCUUGCUAAGGCUAUGCAGGAUGACAGUGAUAAAAGGAAGAGACUUAACCUUCUCAGAUAUGAAGCUCUCAAGAGGGAACUGAUGUUUUUAUCUAUUGGUAUCGGAACUGCAUGUAGUGGUUAUUGUUUGGUUGCCCUAUCGGUUCAGGUGGAGCUACCAAUUGUGAAUCUGGUCCAAAUAGCUUUGAUAUAUAUACUCAAGGCUGCUAUUAGUUAUGCAACUGGGGUUCUUUUCAGUUGCUUGUACCUUCAACUCUUGUACAAACAUGUAGACAACCUGUCCAGAGAAGUAGUUCCUCAAAUCUUCAUGCAGAAAAAGUCAAAGAAAAUUGGCGUAAGAAGUGAAGAUGUCAAGGAUUUGCUAGAGAUAUCAAUAAAGGGUAGUGGUAUUGCUCUCUCUUCUCCGAGGCUUGUGAUCCCGGCAGCAAUAUAUGGAUUGUGGGUUCUAUCUCAUCGAUAUAUUGUCAGUGACUUCUUGGAUUUCCAGAUUUUGCCGGCCAUGUUUGGGAUGUUUGUCUACAAAGCUGCCGCUCUCUUUCAAGUCUAUAGAGAUAAUGAAGAUCUGCAGUUUGUCUUUCCGGAAAAUGAAGAAGGCACAAAAUGAUUGAUUAUUGUUAUUUAUUUAUUUAUUUUUUGGGAUACACAUUGGAGGUGGACAGAAAGUAUUGUACCACCUUAUUAAAAUUUUCAGCGUAGAGUUGAUGCUUCUUGGUUCCCCUCUUCCUUCCAUACCCUUUACAUGUCAAUACCUGGCUGUCUUCCAUCCAGUACAUAAAGUAGAAUUACAAAAAGUACCCAUCAAGAUAGUCGGAGAUGAAAUGUGAAAGGCAGAAGAACCAAUUCUGGUAUGAAUGGCUGAUUCUAAUGUGUCUCUGCAAGUUAAACUUUUUGAGUUGUCCAUUCUUCUAGGCUUCAUGUUGGUUCAGUUUAAUUUACUGCAUCCCUCGUGUUUUUGUUGUCUCUCUCUCUCUCUCUCUCUCUCUCUCUCUCUCUCUCUAUGUAUAUAUUAGAUUAAAUGAAAUGUAAAACAUGAUUUUAGUUGGAAAUUUCCCUAAUUGGAGAAUUCUUCCAAUUAAGGCCUAAUUAAAUUUAAAUGUUGGUUUCA